AGUCGCAGUCUUCGCUCGGAUCUCGAUCGGGUUGGGUGUCUAUUUCGUUUGUAGGUAAAUUCGCGAACAGCGGCCGGCCGUCUUUCAGUCCAUUCCGAACCGUACGCCGGCAGGGUGGCUUUUUUUCCGAAUUCCAUUCGCUCGCCAACGACUGAGGAUCCUCUGUGCGCGCUCUCCCUAUCUUAAAAUCCUAAACAGUGUCGUUUGUGACUCCUUCCGUAAGAAACCUACGGACUCGUUCCUCAUCGAAAUCGUCAUGGAUCAAUCGUCGAAGGCGAUGCUACGAAAAAUCAUCAUAGACUUCUUGUGCCUGUUCGUGGUCGGCAUGGGGGUGUUGAUGUUUUUCCUCUACGGCAAACCGUACAAACGUGGAUUCUUCUGCAAUGACGAGUCAUUGUAUCACCCGUUCCACGAGUCGACGGUCACCAACACGAUCCUCUACAUCGUCGGUUUUUUCCUGCCCAUAAGCGGGAUGUUAAUAGGCGAAUAUAUCCAUGCAAGUUUCAGCAAUGAAGUUCCAAAGUUACUGUGUGGUUACAAUAUACCUGUUUGGUUCUCGAAUUCAUUUCAUAAGAUUGGAAUAUUCGGUUUUGGAGCGGUUAUGACUGUUUUCCUCACGGAUACAGCAAAGUAUACGAUUGGCCGUCUGAGACCCCAUUUUAUGACGCUCUGUGUGCCUAAUGUCAAUUGUAGCCUAAUCGAAAAUCGGCAUAGAUACAUAGAGGACUUCACUUGCACCGCGACUACAUCGCCUAAACUCCUGAAGGAUGUGAGAUUAUCCUUUCCGUCGGGACACUCGUCUUUCGCUUUCUACACGAUGAUCUAUCUUGCGUUAUACUUUCAGUUAAGGAUAACGUGGAAGGGUAGCAAGUUAUUGAAACAUUUCCUACAAUUUAUAUGCCUGCUUUUGGCCUGGUUCACGGCAUUGUCACGAGUUUCUGAUUACAAACAUCAUUGGAGCGACGUUCUGGCCGGAGGGACCCUUGGUGCCAUCGUUGCACUAGUCGUGGCGAACUUCAUCGCAAAUAUGUUCAAGGACCAAAGAGUUUCCUUGACAGAGGAGAAGCACCGGGCUGUCGAUUACGAAACAGGAGGCAGUACACAGUUGUCUCUGGGAAGUUAUUCUGAUCUCAGGGACGAAAACACUGGCCGCCUGGAACCGAGCGCACAAUGGCUCGGUUGAGUUUUUCAAUCCGACAAGAAAACUGCCUUACCCUGGAACCGGCUCGUCGCAUGCCGAUCAUCAUCAUCCUUUAUUAUCCAGCAUCAUCAUCAUCACAAAAAUUCCAUGCGCAGCGGUCUCUGUGUGAAAAAUCUUGCGCGACCUUUCAAUGCAGUCCAGCAAUUUUUCGUUAUGUGGCUUUAUCUAUUAUGUUUUGGGUGAAACUUUGGUGGUCAGUUUAAAGUUUGUUACUGUGCGGCGUAGAGCGAUUACUAUUUUAAGAUAUCUUGGGUCUCCAGGGCUCUAUUCCUUGUAGCCGGUAUCAACUGAGGCUUCUUGGUUAUAAUCCGAUGUGUUACCAGCAUUGCUAGCUUCUUUGGGGAUCGAAUGACAAAUUCAUGUUAAUUUUUAUAUUUAGUUCAACAUUGACAUUGGUAUCGAUAUUAGUAUUGUUGAUUUUCUCCAGCUAAGAAUGUUGUUCGUGCAACAAUCUGUUUAGAGUUACGAGGAAGAACAAAGAAUGUUUGGAAGAAAGCAAAUGAAAUCCAGCAAAAGUUGAUUGAUUGAAGUUAAAGUAAAGGAAUAAGAUCAAAGUAUCGAUCAAAACAUGAAACAGGUCAGUCAGAGUACGCUACCAUCAACAAGAGUUCCAAUUUGUAAAUAUAAGUUUAAUGACGGUUAUUGCUGACUGAACUUGUACCAGAAGCUCUGAAGGAGUUAGCUACAACGAUGCCAUAAUGAAUACCUAACCCAAAGGACACAUGGUUUACAACUGAAAGUCUUCGUUAAUAUCUGCUACAACAAUUAUUUUAUGUUUAUAUUGUCUUAGCUUUAGGCGGCGAUAUCGUCUAUUCUUAUUUCGUCCAAAAUUUGUUCUAUCGGCAAAUAUGAUUUGUAGCUGAUUUUAUAUUUACACGUUGUUCAAGAAAAUUAUUUUUUAUAUUACCAUGUAAUACAUGGAGGCAUCGCAGUUUGCGAUUUAACUUAUGUACGUACAAAAUGCGACGAUCGUUUUAGCAGAACAAUGCGGAAGCGAUACUAUUCUACAGGCUGAGCCGUAUUUAUAGCUUCGGUGAAGAUGUAUUUAUUUCUUGUUGAGGAUUAUUUAUUUUUACACGAAAGCGAUCAGACACUGUCGGGAAAAGCAGCGGACAAAUAUUUAGUUACCCUUGACUGUGAGUACUGCUCGUUGUGUACAAAGUUGCACCUUCUAAUUGAGAAAGUAAGAGCGGUAAACUCCAUUUAUUAUUGUAGUAUAUUUCAACCCUUACCGGACGUGACAAUGCUUUAGACCUGCGCAUAUGGAAAAUGGCGCACUAACGCUACUGAACGCUACUUGAUGUGGAAGGAUAUUGGAGCGAACUAAAAACUCUUUCCGAUUUUUCUUUCGUCUUCCUGUGCUAUUUUUCAACGAAUCUUUAAACUAAAUGAAAGUAUUUUAAUUUUAUGUACCAUUUUUUGUAGAUCUUUAAGUGUUCUUUUAUACUGUGUAUAAAUCCUACUAAAGAAUCGUGUAUUUUUAAUUUUACCAAUAUAGAAAAAUUGUGGAAAAAAUUGAAGUUCGCGUCCUUUCACGUUAUUGUAGGAAAUAAGGCUCUGCAAUCUACGCAACGACUGUUUUAUCCGCGUAUUAAUGUUACUUGCGACGAGAAGUGUGUCAAUUUCAAUAAUCCAAACAGACGAAACCAAUGGUUGGACCCUGAACAAAUGAUGAAAACGAUACCAAUCAAGAUACCUGUCAAGAAAGGUAUUUGGUGGUUUAGUCUGCUUGGUGUAUUUGAAUUUUAUUAUAUCUUUCACUAUUAAAAAGUAACGAAAACUACGUUCCUUACACUAAAAGUUACUGUAUAACGCUCAAUACGGUAAAAAUAGCAAUAUCAGAGGAGAUAACGUAGAAGGUGACAUACGUCUGUUAAGGGUUAACAAAUAUUCUUGUUGAUCUUUGGUGCUUGAUCGAUCCUAUUAUGCUAAAAUUGUUUUAAACGUGUACUUUCAAUAAGAAAUCAGACUCAAUAUCUUUUUGCCCAAUUCACUUUGCUUUAAGAAUAUGCAUCUAUAUCUGUUAUCUGUAUUAUUCGAGGCUGCAGUAAUAGCAAAAUUUGUAGUAUUAAUUGUUCGUGUGACACAUUAUAAACAUAUCCCCCAAUUUACAUAUGGUAGAUACGUUUCACAAAUUCUCAUGCAAAGAUGCAUGAUUUUUUAAUGAAGAACUAAUAAAAACACAUAUCAACAUCUUUGCGAAAUAAGAAAUGUAUAAAACUGUAUUUUAUAAUUUUAAUUUUGGUUUCUAUACGUAUGACUCUUCGCUUCACUUAAUAUUUUUUGAAUAUAAAGUUUCAAAAACUUCUUAUUAGAAAGAAACGCAAUGAUGUACUGCCCUAAAUAAUGUGGAUGCUUUUUCUGUACAAAAAAAAGGUGUGUUCACUUGUUGAAAUUUAAUGUCAGUGUUAAAAAUCAAACGGUACUAAAAGAAAUGACUGGACAAGUAUAUGCGUAGCAUAAAUUUUCGUUUUUGACAGUCUUUAUUUUUAGGAAUCCGUUAUUUUGAAAACUGUAAAAGCGAAAUCGUGUAAAAAAAGUACCAUGUAAAUCGGGGGUUAGGUGUAUGUGUGUGUAUGCUUUAUAUUUACAAAGUAUCUACGAAAAGCAAAUCAUUUCUUGUUGAAGACAAAUCAUAUAUGUAUUCGUACGUGUACACGAACUUGUUUCAAGUAUGUUGGGUGUAAUAUUUUCCACAAUGCCAUCGUAUUGUUCGCGGAGAGAAAAUUCACGUGACAGUGAAAUUCAUGCUUAUUUUAAUCUUGUCUCGUGAAUCGAACAAUGUAACUGUUAUAGCAAUUCUUUUAAUGCAAUAAGUUGUUGGUUCGUAACGAACGUAUAAUACAAAGUAUUACAUCGUUAUUUAAGCAAUUAGUACACUCUCGGUAAAACAUAUAAUCGUACGGAAUUUAUAACUAGAUUAUAAUACUAUUACAAAAUGUAUAUAUAUAUUUCUAGAUUAUAAAAGUAUAGAUUCUUAUAUUAUAAUACAUUUAUCGGACGCUGAGUCGUCCGUCUCAAUUGAUUUUCUAUUCAACUUUUUACAUAAUCGAUAUAGCAAACCGUACUAGGUACGCGCGAUAUAAUUCUAUUAAAUAUUUGAAAGUGUAGAUAGUAUCUAUAAUGACGAGCAAAAGUGUCGUGUAUAAAUUCAGAACAGGUGGAAAUAUUAAUGUUUACAGUUUUACGCUUCGAUACAGUACUUUACGUUAACAAUGAAGAAUUGACUUAUGAAACAGGUGUAAUUAUAUAAUCAUCUAGCUGUAUUGUCUCUAGAGAAGCUUUUUCUUUAGAAGUCAAAGUAGAAGAUACUGUUUAGAGUUAAACUCUUGUACAGUCAGCAAUAUUAAUAAUUAACAGAAGGAAAUAAAAGCUCUCAGUGGUAGAUCAGGUGUAUUAACAGACAACUUUAGUAAGAUCCCUGAAAGAGUGGGAGAGGACAUUUGUUGGUGCAUACUACGCAUGGGUUUAAUAUUUUGAUUUCAUAACGAAACAAUAAAAUCCAACAAGACAAUACAGAAACAAUGAUAGAUGUGACAUCGAUCACAGAAUAGAAUGUGAAAAUUCCCUUAGCGAACUUGAGAAACAAGUAGAAGUGAAGAUAGAUAUAUGAUUACAUGAUUACACUUUUGUUCGUCACUGUAAACGAUAUAUACACACAAACACACGUAUAUAAUGUGUAUGGUGCUAGAAGUGUUUUACAAGGAUAUGGCAAUACUGUAUCACCGAUUGGAAGUAUUGUGUACCUGUACACUGUUAAUAGAUGAAAUUGUGUACAUUUAUACGUUAAGAUAGAGAUGUUUAUUUAUUUUAUAAAGGAUACGUCGAUUCGUUCACGACAGGUGUCUAAAAGAGACCAGUAACUUAUUUUGACUUAUACUUUAAACCUAAAAAAUAAUAAAACUGGAAAAUAA
This is a messenger RNA of Hylaeus volcanicus, 5115 nucleotides long. RefSeq names its product putative phosphatidate phosphatase (gene wun). NCBI's taxonomy places the organism in Eukaryota, Metazoa, Arthropoda, Insecta, Hymenoptera, Colletidae. Bases 257 to 1183 code for a protein of 308 amino acids. The record is from RefSeq and is a predicted model, not a curated record. Gene Ontology annotation, biological process: signal transduction; phospholipid dephosphorylation; phospholipid metabolic process. The transcript has 8 exons. Gene Ontology annotation, molecular function: phosphatidate phosphatase activity.